Condylostylus longicornis is the source of this 1146-nucleotide messenger RNA. Its product is annotated as tigger transposable element-derived protein 1-like. The transcript is spliced from 2 exons. Gene Ontology annotation, cellular component: nucleus. Lineage: Eukaryota; Metazoa; Arthropoda; Insecta; Diptera; Dolichopodidae. Bases 1 to 1146 code for a protein of 381 amino acids. The record is from RefSeq and is a predicted model, not a curated record. Gene Ontology annotation, molecular function: DNA binding.
AUGUCUGAAAGAACCUUUUUAGCUAAGCAUUGUAAAUCAGCCAACGGUCAUAAGGCGGCAAAUGAUCGAAUAACGAUUUUGUUUUGUAGCAACGCCUCUGGUGAUUACAUAAUGGAGCCAUUGGUGAUUAACAAAGCGAAAAAUCCACGAUCUUUUAAAGGAAUAAAUAUAAAUAAUCUUCCAGUGUAUUGGAUGACUAACAAAAGAGCCUGGGUUAACGCCUCUUUGUUUAGUGACUGGUUUAAGAACCAUUUUAUCCAAGAUAUAAGAAAAUAUUUAAUUAACAAAGGAUUGCCUUUUAAAGUGCUAUUGUUAUUGGACAAUGCUCCAGGCCACCCUCAGGGCUUAUGCUACGAAAACAUUGCAGUUGAAUUUUUACCGAAAAACACAACGUCGUUACUGCAACCCUUAGAUCAAGGGAUUAUUGCAACAUUCAAAGCAUUAUACAUCAAAAGCACGUUUAGUUUUAUUUUGGAUCAAUUGGAAAAUGAUGAUUCUAUAUCAAUUAUCAAUGCAUGGAAAAAAUUUACCAUUUUAGAUAGCGUUAAGCAUAUAGGAAUAUCAUACCAAUACUCCAAUAUAAUUGAGUUGGCUCACGCAAUAGGUGGAGAAGAUUUCCAAGAUUUAAAUGAGGAAGAUAUUAUUAAAACCAUGACAGACCAAGAACUAGACGAAGAUGAAUUAAUUGAAAUUGUGAGUAAAACAAGGCAAAAGUCUGAAAGUGAUGUUGAAGCUGAGAUUGAUGAAUGUGAAAAACAUCUUUUUACAGCUAAAAUUGUUCGAGAAGGACUUGCGUUAGGAAAGAAAUUGGGAAAUUAUUUUCAACAACAUGACCCGAAUGUUGAACGAGCUCUUCAGUUUCAGCGAAAAAUCAACGAAGUUUUAGCCCAGUAUGAAGAGGAGUUAAAAGAUUUAAGACAAAAGAAAUCGCAAUUAUUAAUUACAGAAUUUAUUUCUAAGUCUCACCGAACCGAAAUCGUUUCUGAAGAGUCCUGUGUUGAAAUAUUAUCGAGCGAUGACAGCGAAAUUAAGCAAUUUAACAAAACAAGACUGAUUGUUGAAAGUGAUAGUGAAAACUCUCUGUAUCAGACGCUAAAAGCGAGUUGUUUACUUGCAAUGGAUGUUGCAACAAAAGAUUUCAUGUGA